Vigna angularis (adzuki bean) is the source of this 1047-nucleotide messenger RNA. RefSeq names its product transcription factor MYB35. The transcript has 3 exons. The record is from RefSeq and is a predicted model, not a curated record. The coding region runs from base 1 to 960 and encodes 319 amino acids. NCBI's taxonomy places the organism in Eukaryota, Viridiplantae, Streptophyta, Magnoliopsida, Fabales, Fabaceae.
AUGGUGAGGUCUCCCUGUGAAAAAGUCAAUGUCAAAAGGGGUGUGUGGGCCACGGAAGAAGACACAAAGAAGCUUGCAUUUGGUUCCAAGCAUGGAUCUGGUAACUGGACUUCUGUCCCCAGGAAAACAAGGCUCAAGAGGUGUGGAAAGAGUUGUAGGCUUAGAUGGAGUAACUGCCUUAGGAAUGAUCUUAAGUACGACAAUUUCACAACCCAAGAAGAAGAUCUAAUCAUUAAGCUUCACGCAGCCAUAGGUAGCAGGUGGUCUAUAAUAGCCCAACAGCUUCCUGGGAGAACAGACAAUGAUGUAAAGAUCUACUGGAACACAAAGCUGAAAAAGAAACUCUCUGAAAUGGGGAUUGAUCCUGUUACCCACAAGCCCUUUUCUAAACUCAUUGCUGACUAUGGAAACAUCGGGGGUUGCCAGAAACCAAGUACCAGAAUAGGGUCUAUCAAUAAAGACUUCAAGAGCGCAAUGAUGCUAAAAUCAGAACCCCAUCAAACCAUGCCACAAGGAUCUACAAAUAUAAAUGACCAAGAAACCACUAGAAACAACUUUUUAUUCAACAGAGCUCAUGGUGAUAAUCUCUUAAUGGACUUUGAGAAUGAGAUGAUCUCAGGAUCUAUGUUAGGGGAAGAUCGUUUGUCAAAAACUUCAUCCCCUUCUACUCCUUCUACUUGUUCCACUUCAGCUUUUAGUUGGAAUGACUUCCUUCUUCUAGAAGAUGAUUUUACACCACUUGACUACCAGGAAACAGACACCCUGGUUUCAAAGGAGAAUGUGGUGACCAUACAGAGUUGGAAUAGCAAAGAGGUGAAGUCACAGCAUGCCUCGGGUAGUAGUGACUUCCAAUUUUCAUCAUCCUCUCACACUUCAUUCAUAGAAGCCAUGCUUGAUCAAGAAAAUGAAAUGUUUCUGAGUUUUCCACACCUUAUGGAGGAACCAUCCAACUUGAGUUAAAUUUUCAAAUAAUAAUUCCCCAAUGUCGAAACGCAUCUACCUUAUCUUGCCUGUAUUCUGGACUACCAUGUUACUGCUUUUGUUCUU